AUGCUUCUGACACAGAGCGAGGCGGGGCUCUGCGACCAGACGCUGGUGGCGGGCUGGCUGGCGGAGCGCUUCCGGGUGAACUUCUUUGAGGACUUGGCUCGCAAGCGGAAGCCGGCGCUCAUGUCCAGUGAGUUCAACUUGGUGGUGUCCUACCGUGCAAAGGAUCGUUGCGACGAUCCCGUCGAGCGGCGCGCAGUUGAGAAGGCCAGGAUUCUGCACUUUGCCAACCACUGGCUCAACUUUGAGGCGCUCGUUGCAGACCGAGACGCGCCGGGGCGCGUGGACUCCCCGCGCUGCUACAAGGCUGGGUUCCGCUACUGGCACGACGUGUACCACCACGCGCUGCAAGUCGCGGCUGGUGAGGAAGGCCCCGCGCCGCGGUACCAGCCGCUGUCGGACGAGGGCCUCUCGACACCUGAGGAGGUGAAGGCGGUGUUCCUGAAUUUCCAGCAGAUCAAAGAAGACUUUGAAGGCGGCUCUGAAGAGCUGUGA
Molecule: messenger RNA, 492 nt
Organism: Effrenium voratum
Lineage: Eukaryota; Dinophyceae; Suessiales; Symbiodiniaceae
Source: the annotation of a GenBank genome assembly